CAGGAAGGAAGGUACCGAGUGCUGUUACGGGUGUUUAACAUGUUUAAAAGUGCACCAGGGAUGGUGGGGGUUAAAUACCAAGGAGCCAGCAAGGAUUGUUAACCCGCUCUGCGCCACAUCAGACACCCUGGAAAUGUAUAGCUAAAUGUACAUAAUGAUGGAGAUUGAAAAUAUUGUAGCUAACACAGUGCUGCUUAAAGCCAGAGGAGGAGCAGGUGGCAAAAGGAAUGGCAGAAGUAAAAAAUGGAGGGAGAUGUUGAGGCUACCGCUUAUUCACCAGUGUUAUGAACUGAGACGUUUCAUAGAAAAAGAUUACAAUAGCCUUUGUGAAAAACAGCCCAUAGGACGACUUCUCUUCAGGCAGUAUUGCGAAACACGGCCAGAGCUAAAACGCUGUAUCGAGUUUCUGGAUGCUGUGGCAGACUAUGAGGUCGCUCCAGAUGAGAAGCUCAGAGUCUGUGGUGUGAACAUUUUAGAUACAUAUUUCAAUAAUGGGUCUGCAGCCUGUUUACCAGAAGUACCUCAGGACACUGUAAAAGAAUGUACAGAGAAGCUGGAGAUGACACCCUGCAAAGACCUCUUCAAAGACUGCACUAGAGUUAUUCAUGCUUAUUUAAGUGGAGAACCAUUUACAGCUUAUCUGGAAAGCAAAUUCUUUUCACAUUUUCUCCAGUGGAAGUGGCUAGAAAGGCAACCUGUGAACAAAAGCACCUUUAGACAUUACAGAGUUUUGGGCAAAGGUGGAUUUGGAGAGGUUUGUGCCUGCCAGGUUCGAGCAACAGGAAAAAUGUAUGCAUGUAAAAAGCUGGAAAAGAAGAGAAUAAAGAAAAGGAAAGGAGAAGCAAUGGCAGUAAAUGAAAAGAGAAUUUUAGAAAAAGUUAACAGUAGAUUUGUAGUUAAUUUAGCCUAUGCCUAUGAAACUAAUGAUGCCCUGUGUUUAGUACUGACUAUUAUGAACGGCGGGGACUUGAAAUUCCACAUAUACAACAUGGGGACUCCAGGUCUGGAUGAACAAAGAGCUGUUUUUUAUGCUGCAGAGAUCUGUUGUGGACUAGAAGACUUGCACAGAGAAAGAAUUGUUUACAGGGACUUAAAGCCUGAAAAUAUUCUUCUGGAUGACCAUGGUCAUAUUCGUAUUUCAGAUCUUGGAUUAGCUGUACAAAUACCAGAAGGAGAAACAAUCCAUGGGAGGGUUGGAACUGUGGGUUAUAUGGCUCCAGAAGUUAUAAACAAUGAAAGUUAUACCACUAGCCCUGAUUGGUGGGGCUUGGGUUGCCUAAUUUAUGAGAUGAUUCAAGGGCAGUCACCAUUUCGUAAACGGAAAGAAAAAGUUAAGAGAGAUGAAGUGGACCGGAGGGUGAAGGAAGAUCAGGAAGAGUACUCCGAAAAGUUUUCCGAGGAUGCCAAAUCCAUCUGUCAUAUGCUGCUAACCAAAGAUCCAAAAGAGAGGAUGGGUUGCAGAGGGAAUGGAGCUUUGGAGGUGAAGCAGCAUCCCAUAUUUAAAAUGAUUAACUUCAGGAGACUAGAAGCAAACAUGUGUCAUCCUCCUUUCAUUCCUGAUCCCAGGGCAGUGUAUUGUAAAGAUGUUUUAGACAUUGAACAAUUUUCAACUGUCAAAGGUGUUAACCUGGAUCCCACCGAUGAUGACUUCUACUCCAAGUUUGUAACUGGCAGUGUCUCCAUCCCAUGGCAAAAUGAGAUGAUAGAGACUGAGUGUUUUAAGGACAUCAGUGCAUAUGAUACAGAUGAUGCAGUACCUCCAGAAUUAGAUGCAAGUAUAUGUCACUCGCCAUCAUCUAAGAGAGGCGUCUUUCAACGAAUUUGCAGAACAGCAGUCUGUUUAAGGUCUGGUUAUAGCGAUGAUGAAGAAGAACCCUCAAGAUCAAGAUUAUAAGCCUCAGUCACAGCUAAAAAUCCACCCCACAGACGUAAAACUAAGGCAUUAUGAAUGUUUUAUUGUAUCUAUAAACUGUAAUAAAAUAUGUAUCAUAAGUGAGAACUAUUCCUGAAUCUGUUUACAGAUUUUGUACAUUUGUACUUGAAUGAUGUCUAGAUGUAUAUUUUCUCUAAAGCUAUAUUAUAUAAAAAGCCAUAUAAGUACCUCUUGAAUGCAUACUGAAUUUGAAUAAAAUUAUAUUGGAAAUAUGUAUUUAUAACUGUUUUAUACUCAGAAAUAUAUAUAUGUGACAUGUAAAUGUGUCCUCCUUGUAACAAUCAAAGGCAUUAUGUCAUGUGUUGCUGUAUGUUCCAGUUUAGACCUGUUUGCAUUGUCAGAUAAUUUUUAUUAAACCUAUUCAGAUGUUGUA
Protopterus annectens (West African lungfish) is the source of this 2306-nucleotide messenger RNA. RefSeq names its product G protein-coupled receptor kinase 4 (gene GRK4). The coding region runs from base 146 to 1894 and encodes 582 amino acids. Gene Ontology annotation, cellular component: cytoplasm. Gene Ontology annotation, molecular function: G protein-coupled receptor kinase activity; ATP binding. The transcript has 16 exons. The record is from RefSeq and is a predicted model, not a curated record. Gene Ontology annotation, biological process: regulation of signal transduction; signal transduction; protein phosphorylation. Lineage: Eukaryota; Metazoa; Chordata; Ceratodontiformes; Protopteridae.